Molecule: messenger RNA, 576 nt
Organism: Ordospora pajunii
Lineage: Eukaryota; Fungi; Microsporidia; Ordosporidae
Exons: 1
Coding region: 1-576 (191 amino acids)
Source: RefSeq, a predicted model, not a curated record
AUGGCACAACAGGAACUAUUUGCAUACUACGAUGAGCCAAGCAGCACAGACGACAUGCUAACAUUGGCAUACAUUCAGGAAAACAAUGUAGACAGGGUGGUGUUCAACUCUGAAAUGGACCCUGUAGCUCUUCCAAGGCAUCCAGGUGUGCCUGCCAAAUACACAGAAGCAUUGAAAUCGUUCGAGCAGUUCAUAGAGUUCUACAGCGAAAUAAAAGAAGAAGGCAUGUAUUCGGAAGUUAUAGCAUAUUAUAAGCUCAAGCAUGCAAAACUUUCAUUCAUGGCAUUGCAUUCGAAGUAUACAAGGCUUUGCAAUCAUUCACCAUCAUCCGAUACAGAACAUUCAUAUGACGAGCAUGUUUAUUCAGCAAUACUGCAAUGCAAUGAAUAUGCAUGCAACAGAAAAUGCCUACUUCUUGCGCCAGUUUGCACUGCAAAGUUCCUUGAAAAGCAUGGAUGCACAAGCAAAGCACGGAUGCUUGUUAAGGAAGCAAAAAAAAUAGCAAAGGCCACAGACAAGCUUGAAAUACUCCAAGAAAUUGAAAAGGAUUGCUUGCAUGGCUAUGUUUGUGGAUAA